Molecule: messenger RNA, 806 nt
Organism: Tupaia belangeri chinensis (Chinese tree shrew)
Lineage: Eukaryota; Metazoa; Chordata; Mammalia; Scandentia; Tupaiidae
Gene: ACP1
Product: acid phosphatase 1
Exons: 6
Coding region: 112-543 (143 amino acids)
Biological process (GO): protein dephosphorylation
Cellular component (GO): cytoplasm
Molecular function (GO): non-membrane spanning protein tyrosine phosphatase activity; acid phosphatase activity
Source: RefSeq, a predicted model, not a curated record
GCGAGACCGACUGCGCAGGCGCGAGCUGGGGGCUGGGGGCGGGGGUAGUACGCACGCGCCGCGUCUGAGGAAGCCCGACGUGGUCGCCGGGGCUUCUGUCCGCGCGGGAAGAUGGCCGAGCGGGUGCCCAAGUCGGUGCUGUUCGUAUGUCUGGGUAACAUCUGCCGGUCUCCGAUUGCAGAAGCUGUUUUCAGGAAACUCGUGAGCGACCAGAACGUCUCCGAGAACUGGAGGAUAGACAGCGCGGCGACCUCCGCGUACGAGAUAGGGAACCCCCCCGACUACCGAGGACAGAGCUGCAUGGAGAAGCACGGCGUCCCCAUGAGCCACGUAGCCCGGCAGGUCACCAAGGAAGACUUCGCCACGUUUGAUUACAUACUGUGCAUGGACGAGAGCAAUCUGAGAGAUUUGAAUAGGAAAAGUAAUCAAGUUAAAAACUGCAAAGCUAAGAUUGAGCUGCUCGGGAGCUACGACCCGCAGAAGCAGCUCAUCAUCGAGGACCCCUACUACGCUCUGCUACUUCCUCUGUGCCCACCCUUGUAGGGGAACGAGUCGGACUUCGAGGCAGUGUACCAGCAGUGCGUCCGGUGUUGCCGUGCCUUCCUGGAGGGGGCCCACUAGAUCAGCCCGCCGGCGGCUGAGGCCUGCCCGAGGCUCCUAUGCCCGUGCCGUGCUCCCCUGCGAGACGUCCUGCAGUCCCCAGCCCCGACAUCCUUCAGCUGAUUCUGUUUCUUACUUUAAAACGUCAUUGUGGAUGGAAAACAGUUGUGUUUGGCAGGACAGUAAAUAAAAGUCUUUAGCUCUGA